CGGCGAGCGACCGACCGAGCUCGGCACAGCUCAGCGCGGCGACCACCAGGAACUGUCGGGCCCGGCGCUGCCCGUGAUGACGUCACACCAUGACGUCACACCUUCAGCUGUGUAACGACAACAGCAGCAUCGACCGUCUGUUCCCCAAGUGCCGGCCGCCGACGGUUCGCGCCGCCACCGAUCGGCUCGGCAAUGUGAGCCACAGCUCCGCCGCCAGCUCCGCCGCCAGUCCCCUCACAGCAGCUGCCGGGUCAGAGCCGCCGGCCGUCUGUGACCUGAACGGUAACCCCGCCGCCAUGGAGCCACCCCGGGCCGCCGAGCCGCCCUCCAGCGAGCCCGACUCGGACUGCGGGGCUGAGCCGCGGCUGGAGGUGGCGCGCGGCGGCCGCAGCCGGCCGGUCAGACGGCGACCGGUCAGGACCGGCGAGCGGCUCCGCUCGGCCGCGGGAGGCGAGUCGCUCGACCUGACCGUGCUGGGCCUGCGCCCGCUCCGGGAGACCUGUCUGCUGGGCGGCGCUGCGCCCGGCGGCCGGCUCACCGUCGGAGAGACGCCUGUCCAGGGCACCGUGGUGUUUGACGACAUCGGCGACCUGGCCGAGCCGGCGCUGCCCAUCGCGCAGUACGAGGGCUCGCCGAGACGCUACGGCUCCCGGGCGUCGGCCGAGGCGCGGCCCCGGUCCUGGCGACGGCCUGAUGUCGAGCGGAGCCUCGACUGCCACUCCGACAGGGGUCCGGAGCGGACCGCAGAGCGAAACGCCAGCUGCGCAACGGAACGCAGCCUGGACCAGCACAGCUUCAGUUACGGUAUCGAGCGCACUUCAGAGCGCAUCCCGGAACGCGUCUAUGAACGGGCAUUGGAGAGGAGCCUGGACUGUCGUCUGGAGCGGAGCUCAGAGAGCACAGACAGAAGAGCGGACCGGUCUCUAGGCUACGGCUCGGAGAGGAGGUUUGUAUACGAGGACGAGCCGAGCUAUGGACGAACAGAAGAGCGCAGGUCGGGACAGGAGCGGAGUCUGGAUCACAGGGCCGAUCACUACGGCGCCUGA
Amphibalanus amphitrite is the source of this 1046-nucleotide messenger RNA. RefSeq lists its product as uncharacterized. Lineage: Eukaryota; Metazoa; Arthropoda; Thecostraca; Balanomorpha; Balanidae. The record is from RefSeq and is a predicted model, not a curated record. The coding region runs from base 90 to 1046 and encodes 318 amino acids. The transcript has 3 exons.